Molecule: messenger RNA, 1499 nt
Organism: Andrographis paniculata
Lineage: Eukaryota; Viridiplantae; Streptophyta; Magnoliopsida; Lamiales; Acanthaceae
Product: nucleosome assembly protein 1;4
Exons: 11
Coding region: 153-1199 (348 amino acids)
Biological process (GO): nucleosome assembly
Cellular component (GO): chromatin; nucleus
Molecular function (GO): histone binding; chromatin binding
Source: RefSeq, a predicted model, not a curated record
GUCAUGAUUUUGCAGACACGCAAUCAUCACCAUUACCGCAACCCUUUGCAUUUCCUUUCCAACCUCCCGCGGCGAUUUCCUCUUCGAUCUCCGCUUCGCGCCUCUGCUCGCUUCGUCGAUUCCAUAGUCCGUUUGCGUUUCGCUCGCCGAUCAUGAGUAAUACUGAAAAAGGCAAUUUCGAUAUGUCCGAGCUCGAUUCCUCCCUCCCCGCCGCCGCCGCCGCUUUGAGCCCCGAGGAUCGCGCUGUUUUGGUCAAUGACCUUAAGAAUAAGCUGCAGAAUCUGGCUGGGCGGCACGCCGACGUCCUGGAGACGCUGACGCCCAAAGUGCGGACGCGUGUGGAGGAGUUAAGGAAGAUUCAGAGCCAACAUGAUGAACUAGAAGCAAAGUUUCUUGAGGAGAAAGCAGCACUGGAAGCUAAAUACCAGAAACUUUACGAGCCAUUAUACACGAAGCGAUUCGAAAUUGUGAACGGUGUUGUGGAAGUUGAAGGAGUGACUGAGGGUUCAACGGAACAGGGCGAGGCCCAGGCAAAUGAAGGUAAAGGUGUGCCCGACUUCUGGCUGACAGCAUUGAAGGCUAAUGAUUUAUUGUCCCAGGAGAUCACGGAGCGAGAUGAAGAAGCCUUGAAGUAUCUCAAGGAUAUAAAGUGGUCCAGCCUUGAUGAUUCCAAGGGCUUUAAGCUUGAGUUUCACUUCGAUACUAAUCCAUUUUUCAAGAAUUCCGUGCUCACCAAAACAUACCAUAUGGUUGAUGACAUCGAACCCAUUCUAGAGAAGGCAAUAGGCACACAUAUUGAAUGGUAUCCGGGAAAAUGCUUGACUCAGAAAGUUUUGAAGAAAAAGCCAAAGAAGGGGGCGAAGGAUGCAAAGCCAAUUAUAAAAACUGAAAAGUGCGAUAGCUUUUUCAAUUUCUUCAGCCCUCCUGAUAUUCCUGGCGAUGGAGACGACAUCGAUGAGGAUGAGGUUGACGAUCUUCAGAAUAUAUUGGAACAAGACUAUGACAUAGGAUCCAUAAUUCGAGACAAAAUCAUCCCUCGCGCCGUCUCAUGGUACACCGGGGAAGCUGUUGAAGUAGAUGACAUUGACGAUGAAGAUGACGAUGAUGACAACGACGAUGAUGAAGACGAGGAUGACGAUGAGGAUGAAGAAGAUGACGACGGAGACAAGGCCGACAGCCAGAGGAAGAAAGACAACUGAGGUCAGUCGGCACAGAGACCGGCUUUGGUGUAUGCAAGCAACAUUAUGGUUUCAGGCAAGUUCACGAGGUUUUACACGAUUCGAUGGUGUCGUCGAUGACGACUUCGAGUUGUCCUAAGUCUGUUACAUGCUUUGUUCAUGAAUGGGGUUUGGUUUUACGGUUGUGGAGUGGAAUUGUGUUCAGUUCUUGAGUCGUUACAUGAGCAUUGUAACGUAUAUAUAUAUAUAUAUAUAUAUAUAUGCUGUUUUAUCUCAUCCAUAUUUAUACUCAAAAACAGCAUACGCUGCUGCGGUUGUGUA